Prorocentrum cordatum is the source of this 687-nucleotide messenger RNA. The record is from the annotation of a GenBank genome assembly. NCBI's taxonomy places the organism in Eukaryota, Dinophyceae, Prorocentrales, Prorocentraceae.
AUGGCCCGCUUCCUCUUGCAGCUGGUGGCGUGGCUCUGCCUGGGAUCGCACGUGGCGGGGCAAGUCGAGGAGGUGGGCAUCGCCGGGGCGGGCGAGACCGAGGCCCCGCAGUCCAACGACGCCAUCGAUAUCCAGAAGCAGGUCGCGCUGGUCAAUGCCACCAGGCCGAAGUCCAACGACGCCAUCGAUAUCCAGAAGCAGGUCGCGCUGGUCAAUGCCACCGGGCCGAAGUCCAACGACGCCAUCGAUAUCCAGAAGCAGGUCGCGCUGGUCAGAGCCUGCGAGCCGAAGUCCAACGACGCCAUCGAUAUCCAGAAGCAGGUCGCGCUGGUCAAUGCCACCGGGCCGAAGUCCAACGACGCCAUCGAUAUCCAGAAGCAGGUCGCGCUGGUCAAUACCACCGGGCCGAAGGUGAACGCCGUGAACCGCGCCGACGAAGGCGCGAACUACCCAACACCGGCGCACGGCCUCGACGUACGCCGCUUGACCGCCACAUUUCUGGCGGGCCUUUUUCGGGGCCGACACUUGCCCGGACGGUUACGAGCCAAUCUACGACGGUGCGGGAUGCGCGACAGUUUCCGCAUACGUGGGGCUCAGCUACGUCCCAGACCUGAACACAAACGUCGGGACCAUUGGCACGUGGGGCUCAUGGUGCUUUGGGGCCGCCGGGCACAGCGGCCAAGAUAA